Messenger RNA from Plenodomus lingam JN3, 669 nucleotides. RefSeq lists its product as uncharacterized. NCBI's taxonomy places the organism in Eukaryota, Fungi, Ascomycota, Dothideomycetes, Pleosporales, Leptosphaeriaceae. The record is from RefSeq and is a predicted model, not a curated record. Gene Ontology annotation, cellular component: catalytic step 2 spliceosome; spliceosomal tri-snRNP complex; U2 snRNP. Gene Ontology annotation, molecular function: RNA binding. Gene Ontology annotation, biological process: spliceosomal snRNP assembly; RNA processing.
AUGCUGUUUGAUUGCUCCAUGAGCUACGAUAGCGAAUCUCCGUUUGCUGUAAACAUGAUAGUGCAUUUAGAGUGUGCCACCAACCUUGGAAGUGCAACAGCGCUGGCUCACGUGACCGCGCAUCGGAUAAACCCCGGCCCGUAUAGCCUGCCAGCUUCCUCGCGUUUUCCAGCCAAAGCAAGUGAGAGUGAGCUAUCCCCCGCGGUCUACACCAACAAAGUAACACGAUACAGACCCGAACCUCUUAAACACACCUCAAGUCUUUCGCCCAGCAUGAAGCUAGUCAGAUUUCUUAUGAAGUGCCAGAAUGAAACAGUCACAGUCGAGCUCAAGAAUGGUACUAUCGUCAACGGCACCAUCACCUCCGUCUCACCGCUCAUGAACGUUGCGCUCCGAGCAGUCAAGUACACACCCAAGUCGCGCGACACUGUAGCUCUCGACUCCAUGACCGUUCGUGGUUCAACUAUCCGCUACGUCAUUCUCCCCGACUCAUUACCGCUUGACACCCUCCUCAUUGACGAUGCGCCGAAGCCCAAGAACAAGGCGAGGAAAGAAGCGACUGGCGGUGACCGCGGAGGCAGAGGAGGCGGCCGUGGUGGUGGCAGGGGACGUGGUGGACCUCGUGGUGGUGGACGUGGAGGUGGUCGCGGACGGGGCAGGGGUUUCUAG